UAGUGUAUACCACAAACGGUUAAAGUGUUUUGAUGAUAUUUUUUUAUCUGCUCAUGAAAAGUGUCGAUAGAUGCUCAUGUUUAGUAAGCUCGCAAACGUGAUAAAAUUCUUUUGCAUUCAAAUAAUGUUGUAGAAGAAAAACAGUACCUUACAAAAUUCACAGCGGCAUUUUUCAUAACCUCAACGGCCAGGAACGUACUUUUAUGUAAAAAUGCCGCCAACGAAAAAGACUGAUCUAGACAAAUUAGCAUGGGCUUGGAUUGAAGGUGUGGUAUUAGACCAAAUAGAAAGGAUACAUUUGGAAACUGCCUACAGAAUAGGUUUAAAAACAUGUAAAAAUUGCAAACGUAAUUGCACAAAUAAUCCACAAUGUUUAACUGGAUUAGGAGAAGAAAAGUACAUGAAAUCACAACCUGCAGAAAUAAUACCUUUAGAAAAUUCUUUAUCUGAGUUACGUGACCCUACUCAAUAUGUUGGUCUAAAGAAUUUAGGUGCAACCUGUUACGUUAAUAGCUUAAUUCAAAUGUGGUUUCAUAAUGAAGAUAUGAGGAGGAUAAUAUACAAAUGGAGUAUCACAGAAGAUCCAGAGGAAAAAGAAGCACUGUGUCAAGCUAAGAAGGCAGGAGCACCAUUUCAUCCAGUGACAGCAGUUGGACAGUUGCAAUAUAUAUUUGCAAUGAUGCAAUUUGGAAAUCGUCGUCUACUCGAUCCAAUGAAUCUUGCAAUCGCGUUGUCUUUGGAUACUAGAACUCAACAGGAUGCACAGGAAUUCUCCAAGCUGCUUCUCUGCCAUAUCGAAGGGAAGCUUCAACAAAACUCAGAACUGAAGCAGAUGCUGCAGAGGCUGACUCAAGGAAAAUACAGCUAUAUCAAUUGUUGUUCGAAAUGCGGAACUGAAUAUCCAACCUCCACUACAUUCUACGAAUUGGAUCUACAGCUCGCAGCCACUUUGAAAGAAGCAGUAGAGAAAUACUUGUCUGUGGAACAAUUAACUGGAGCAAAUCAGUAUCACUGCGUUACCUGCAAUGACAAAAAAGAUGCACGCCGAUUUAUACGCUUAGAAUCUCUUCCAGAAACAUUAAACAUACAGCUAAUGCGUUUUGUGUUCCAUAGGGAUUCUGGACAGAAAAGAAAAUUAAAUUCUUUUAUACAGUUUCCCGAAGAUCUCGAUAUGUCGGAAUAUGUGAGGUGUCCACCACAAACUCAUUUGUACAGUCUUGUCGCAGUUUUGAGUCACAAAGGUCCAUCUGCGCAUUCAGGUCAUUAUAUUGCAAACAUAUGCAAUUCAAAUGGGGAAUGGUAUCAAUUUAGUGAUGACAAAGUAGAGAAAAUGCAGAAUAAAAGAAUUGAGGAUGGAGUUAAUGAAAAUUCGAAAGUUGUAAAACGGGGACGUAUACCGAAAGGAUUUUUGUCUUCUAAUACUGCAUACAUGUUAGUUUAUAAAAAAGUUACUCCAGAAAAACGAAUAAGUACAACUAAAAAAAAUAAGCAAAAAAAAUUAGAUGGAGAAACUAAUAUCAGCAAUGACGCAAUACCCAUUGAAAGGACUGUAGUAGUUAAAGAAACAUCGGAUUUAUCAGAUGAAGGAAAACGCACAUGUGAUUCAAUUUCUGUUGUUUCUGAUGCGAGUGAUACUGGACAAAUAUCAAAACUUGACACAGAGAUGAAAGAACAGGUAGAAACUUCAAAAGCAUCCCUAGAGAAAACUACACUGGAAGUAUAUGUAAAGUUGGAAUCUAUUUUUGAUGAACACAAUGGUAAACAGUACGAAUUUGACAAUAAGGAAAAUCAGCAUGAUGCACAUAUGAAGAAACCAGUUGUAAAAGAUGUGAAAUUGGAUUAUAAGCGAUUAAAUGGAGCUGCACAUAGAGCUAUGAGUUGCGGGGAACGUGAUUUUUACGAAGAGAUGGAAUUUGAAAGUUGGGAAGUGAGUUCAACAUUGCGUGAUUUAGUGAGGCAAGAAAAUGUAAAACACGAGUUAAGCUUGUUGGCUAUUCAACAAGAAAAACAAAAGGAGAUUGAAGAUCAGAACUUAAAAAGACAACUUGUCAUAGACGUAUAUAAUAUUAUUUCGAACGUAGUUUCGUGGGAGAAAUAUCAAUGGAUUCCAAGUGAUUGGUUAUCAAAAUGGCUUAAUGGACACUCAUCCAUUGAUGGAAUACCGCCAAUAGACAAUUCUAUAUUGAUGUGUUCACAUUAUCGACUCGAUCCUUUAAAAGUGAAUCGUGCGAAGUGUAUGCCUGUGGCAGCUGCAGAUAUGCUUUAUGAUAAAUAUCGCGGGGGACCACGGUUGGAUGAAAAUUCUUUCUGCGAAGUUUGCGUGAAACGUCGAUAUAAGCUACUUCGUUUCAAAAUGUCACUUGAACGUGAUCAUAAGGAAGUUAGCGAACUCGUUCGGAAUGUCAAAGAACCAUAUGAAACUAGUUACAUCGUGGGUGCUGACUCAUUGAGGUCGUGGCGAAGACUUGCAAUGGAAAAGUUCACGGAUGAUAUGGAGCAGGAAAUUGAGAAUGAAGACUGUCAGGAUCCAAAUGGUCCCCCAAGAGAUAGUAAAAGUGCAAAUAAGGAAAGUGAGAGACUGAAGGAACGGGGAGAAAACGAAGAGAACGAGAUUAUAAUUUACUUCAAUGAAGAUUUACUUUGUGAGCAUGGUUCAUUGAAAACACCGGAUUCAACAAGGAAGAUAGUGCCCUGUGAAGCUUGGAUGAUACUUCGAAAAUAUUUCCCAGAAUCCAAGGAAUAUCCUAUUGGUUCUAUGUCGUGUUCAAUUUGUGAGGAAAAAAUGGAGAAUGCACAGAAAGCAAAAAAAGACGAUAAGAUAAAAGCAAAGCAGCAAAAGGACGAGUUAAAUGACUUAUACCAUGGUAGAAAUAGGAACGAAAUAUUGAAGUGCGAAGAUCCAGAAAAAGCAUUUUAUAUCGUGGAGAAAGGAUUUUUAGACAGUUGGCGUUCCUUCGUUCGGUACGCCGAGGUCUUCUCGAAAGCACCGCCCGCUGGUAUUCGGAACGCUGUGCUUCUCUGCGAGCCUCACAAGGGAUUCCUGUACUCACCUACAGUUAACAACGACUUGUACACCAUCGCGACAGCGGAGGAAUGGUCGAAGCUGAUGCAGUUUUACGAUGUCGAUUACCCAAUCGUCAUUAAGAAGAACAGCGCAGACUUCAACACGGACCCCGGCCUGUGCGCGGCGUGCAUGUUGGUGAGAGUGGAGCAAGAACGUCUGGAGAGCCUGAAGUACGACAGGGCGACGAUUUAUAUAAAGUGCGUGGAGGAUAACGAGGAUACGAAGGCGGAGAACGACACCGAGGUGGCUGCCAAGAGACCCAAGAUGGAGAACACGAGGCCGUCGAGGACCAGGCGGAACUUGAAAGGCUCCCACGAGCUGAAGGUUUCGUCGGAGAUCACGCUGAAGGAGCUGAAACUCAUGACAAUGCAGAUUUGCGGCGCCGGCCCGUACGACCAGCAUCUGAUGCUGGGCGAGCACGAGCUGACGGAUCACAGCCAGAGUCUGGCAGCGCUGGGGAUAUUUCCUGGAGCUCUUCUCACACUGAAGAUCGACACGCCGAUAGAAAACGAAGCGGACGUCACGUCGGAUGCGAACAACCCCGAGUCCACCUUUCCGGAAAAGGGUUUCAAGGGAACGGAAUUGGUGCCGAGCUGAUCUGCGUCACCGAGGAUCAGGGGAUAGGCAAAUCGCGUUGUGGCGGGACGUUGAAUAACGAUAGUCGAUUUAACAUAAAAUAUUUUUCUACGCGAGUUAUCACAUACUUAUACAUAUAAUAAUCUGUAUAAUAACGCAGGCGUGUUAAAUAACACGUUAGGCCGAUGUAGCAUACGCGCGAGAGUGAGGGAAACAGAGUGCGUGUGAGCGUGAAAGAGAGAGUGCGAGGGGGAUGCAAUAUUGAAAUUAGGAAUCGGAUCGAUUUUUAUCGUUAUUAUCGUUAAUCGUACGCACAGACGAGGAGUGUAGACAAAGGGAGAGACAUGUGGGCGACAAAGAAAACCCAAAGACUAUUCGACGAGACUCGGAGAGAGGGUGAAUCAGUGGCUGCAUAUUAUACAUAACUGCUAGGGGGUGCAAGAGUGCGUGACUGGCCGCGAGAAGAGGACUCGCGAUGGCGAUGGUCGCCGCGAAUGGCCAACCAGAGCGAUCAUUUCCCAUGGCUAACGAUUUUUCCACCGGAUCGAGCAGCGAUCUAUAGGCGAUCUAUAGCGAUCUAUAGCGAGCCAUAGGUGCGAUUGAUCGCCCUGUCCAGCGUUUCGCGCAGCUCCAUCCGUAUCCCGGAUUACGGUUAUCCUAACGGUGUCUCGCGUUCGCGAAAACGCGCUACUCGCUUUGGAAAAUCGGUGGAAAAAUAGUG
This is a messenger RNA of Eufriesea mexicana, 4361 nucleotides long. Its product is annotated as ubiquitin carboxyl-terminal hydrolase 48. Lineage: Eukaryota; Metazoa; Arthropoda; Insecta; Hymenoptera; Apidae. Gene Ontology annotation, molecular function: cysteine-type deubiquitinase activity; cysteine-type endopeptidase activity. Gene Ontology annotation, cellular component: cytosol; nucleus. Bases 212 to 3661 code for a protein of 1149 amino acids. The record is from RefSeq and is a predicted model, not a curated record. Gene Ontology annotation, biological process: protein deubiquitination. The transcript has 18 exons.